AAUAACGCACUUUAAAUGGGUCAAGUGACGAUGAACGAGCAGGAGGGCGGGGUGGUCUCAUUUGACGAAUAUGUGCGGCAGAAGGCCCGCACUGUGCCUCAGCAUAGGAUGAAGGAGUUUCUGGAGUCCCUUGCUAAGGGCCCAGAGGUGCUGCAGGAGUUCAACCAGCAGGGGGGAGGAGGAGGAGCAGCGGCCACCACCACAACCAUGGUGUACCAGCAGCAGGAGGCCAACUGUAUCUACACAGACAGCACGGAGGUGGCUGGAUCCCUCCUGGAGCUGGCCUGCCCAGUUCAGGUGACCUCAGCUGAGAUUUCCCCCCAGAUGUCUGUACAUCCAGGCUCUGAGCAGCAACUCCAAGUGCAGGUCCAGAUCCAGGAACAGCCCGGCCAAGCGGUGGGCCAGGUUCUGCAGGUGUCCUCUCCGUCCCAGCAGGAGCUGCAGGGAAUCUCCACGGCUCAGCUGGUGCAGCAGGCCGAGCUCACAGAGGAGCAGCAGCAGCAGAUUCAGGCUCAGCUGAUUGCAGCUGUCGCCGGAGGUCAGCAGAUCCAGCUGUCAAGCGGCGAACAAAUCCAGCUGCAAGGAACGCAGCACAUCCAGCUGCCUGGCGGGCAGCAGAUUCAGCUCCAAGCGGGCCAGCAGAUCCAGCUGCAAAGCGGCCAGCACAUCCAGAUCCAGACCAUAGAGGCCAUGUCUCCGUCCCAGCAGCAGGAUUCUCCAAGGGAGGGCGAGAGGCGGCCGGGCGCCAUAGCGACCGUUCUCCAGCCGGCGAAGAAGCGCAAGGUGGACGUUCCCCUCGCCGUCUCCUACGCUGUGCCGCAGGGGCAGCAGGUGGCCACCGUUCUGACCAUCCCUCAGGGGCAGCAGCAGAGCUACGUCUCCCUGCGACCCGACCUGCUGACCGUCGACAGCGCUCAGCUGUACAGCACCACAGGAACCAUCACUGGUCCCACCGGCGAGACUUGGACCAUCCCUGUCUACUCCACUCCACAGCAGCAGGGCGUGACACACAUCGCCAUACCACAGGAUGCAUACAGCACCGUGCAGGUCACCACGACUACCAACGGCAAGGACAAAGUGACGACCAGCUCCGCGUCGAGGUCCGCAGACGGUCAGGCAGCCUCCACCCAGGAGGAGAUAGUGCAAACGCUGCUGCCUGCGCAGUUCAUGAACGGGAACAUCCACAUCCCGGUGGCAGUGCAGACUGUAGGAGGAACUUACAACACCACACAGUCGGUCCACAUCUGGGACCCCAGUCAGCAGCAGAGCCACGGCGACGAGGGCACAGAGCAACAGCUCCAUCUGCAGGGUCAAGUGGAGACGGGCGCCGACGGGGAACCGCCUGCAGAGAUUCUGGUUCCCGUGUCUCUGAAACCAGAGGAGGGUCUGGAAGUCUGGCGCUUCUGGGCGAAGAAGAAAAACGCUGAGCUUAGCAAGCAGGAACAAACAAAACUCGCACCCAUAGGACGUCGCCAGCCUCUGCGUUUCCAGGAAGACUUGGUGUCCAGCGCUGUUGCUGAGUUGAACCUGGGACUUUCCUUGAUGACUCAAGAAGCUCGGGGCUCAGAGGAAGAAGAGCUGGCGCCUGAUGUUCUGUAUUAUGUGUUCUUGUGUAUUCAGAAGUAUCUGUAUGAAAACGGACGUGUGGAUGAUAUCUUCUCUGAUCCGUACUACACGCGCUUUUGUGAGAGUUUACACAAACUCUUACAAGACUGGAAGCCCAGCAUCCAUCCUUUAGGUUACAUCAUUCCAAGUCAUGUGACCGAGGAGAUGCUGUGGGAGUGUAAACAGCUUGGUGCUCAUUCUCCUGCCACAUUGCUUACAACACUAAUGUAUUUCAACACUAAGUAUUUCCGUCUGAUAACGCCUGAGCACCACAUGAAAGUGGCUUUUUCAAAGGUGUUGAGACACUCGAGGAAGAAUCCCACCAACGCCAAGGACAAGGCAACAAGUAUUCGCCUUCUGAAAGUGCAGAGCCAACACACCUCCGGACAAAAAGGAACCGACGACAUGUAUGAAGAACAGAUUGAAGAUCCUGAAAACCCUCUGCGCUGCCCCAUUAAACUUUACGACUUUUACCUCUUCAAAUGUCCCCAAAGCGUCAAAGGUCGCAGCGACGCCUACUACAUGACGCCCGAGCCCGUUGUGGCGCCGAACAGCCCGAUGUGGUACUCGUCCCAGCCGCUGUCGAAUCGGCAGGUGGAGCAAAUGUUGGCCCGCAUCAUCGUAGUGCGAGAGAUCCAGGAGAUGAUGGGCGCCUCUCCUGAGAGCGUGAGCUAAGCUGGGCGGACUGGCUGGACUUGACUAUGCAGCACCAUCCAGACGACACGACACGCCACCUCUGAGGUCAUCAAAUAAAGCGGGGCAUCUUCUAAAACAAUCA
This is a messenger RNA of Gambusia affinis (western mosquitofish), 2383 nucleotides long. Its product is annotated as transcriptional regulator QRICH1-like. The record is from RefSeq and is a predicted model, not a curated record. NCBI's taxonomy places the organism in Eukaryota, Metazoa, Chordata, Actinopteri, Cyprinodontiformes, Poeciliidae. The transcript has 12 exons. Bases 16 to 2280 code for a protein of 754 amino acids.